Molecule: messenger RNA, 2068 nt
Organism: Heterotrigona itama
Lineage: Eukaryota; Metazoa; Arthropoda; Insecta; Hymenoptera; Apidae
Source: the annotation of a GenBank genome assembly
AUGAUACUAGAAACUGGAAUAUUUGCAAAAUUUAUGUACAUUACAAUUGUGGUUGCAACUUACUGGUAAGUUUUCUUCAUCUGUUUUUCAAUGAAAUAUGUUAUCUGACUUUUAUCUUGCAAUGAAAAAAUAAAAUUAUUUAAUUUCUAUUGGUAAAUAAAAUAUAUAUAUGUAUAAAAGUAAUUGAACUCUUUUACAGGAUAAUUUCUAUAUUUACUGUAUUUAUAAAUAAAGUUCUUCUAUCCAGUAAUACUAUAAAUUUGGACGCACCUCUUUUUAUAACAUGGUGCCAAUGUGUAAUAUCCUUGAUCAUAUGCAUAAUUCUUAGCAAUUUGUCAAAGUGGUUCCCAAAAUAUAUUAAAUUCCCUUGUGGUAAUCCAUAUACCAAAGAAACACUUAGAAAGGUAUUGCCACUGUCUCUUCUAUUUACUGGAACAAUUGCGACAAACAAUUUAUGUUUAAAAUAUGUUGAUGUUGCAUUUUAUUACAUAGGACGUUCAUUAACAACUGUAUUUAAUGUUAUUUUCACGUAUCUCAUGCUAGGUCAAAAGACUUCUAUAAAUUGUAUUGCAUGUUGUGCAUUUAUUGUGAUUGGAUUUUGGCUUGGUGUAGAUCAAGAACAUAUUGCUGGUUCUUUGUCUAUUCUAGGAACAAUUUUUGGUGUACUAGGAUCAUUAACUCUCUCACUAUAUUCCAUUCAUAUGAAACAAGUCCUUCCUAAAUUAGACCAAGAUAUUUGGUUACUUUCUUAUUGUAACAAUGCAUAUAGUGUCAUUAUAUUUCUUCCAUUGAUGUUAGCUAAUGGAGAAUAUGUUACAGUGUACAAUUAUGAUAAAAUUGGGUCUUCAUAUUUUUGGUUUGCUAUGAUUCUUGGUGGUAUUUGCGGUUUUGCUAUUGGUUUUGCUACAGCACUUCAGAUAAAAGUAACGUCUCCUUUAACACACAAUAUUAGUGGAACUGCUAAAGCCUGUGCACAAACAGUUUUAGCAACUUAUUGGUUCAAUGAAAAGAAAUCAUACUUGUGGUGGAUAAGUAACUUUGUUGUGCUUGGUGCUAGUGCAAUGUAUGCUAGAUUAAGACAGCUUGAUUUAAGUAAGAAAUACAAAGAAGAAAAACAGCAAUCACAAGUAUAAAAAGAUGUGAAUAAUUUACUCAAAUUAAAGUAUAUAAUAUAGAUUAAAUUUUAUUGUAUAAAUUUUAUAUAAAAAUGAUUAAAAAAAUAAAAUUAUUUUUAUAAAACAGUAUAAAUUACUUUUUAUUUUGUUUGUUCUUUGUAAUAAAUAUCUAAUUUUAAUUAGAAUUUUAAAAAUUCAUGAAAGAUCUUAUUUUAUCAUCAAUGUAUAUUUUCACAUCAAGCAAUUUUUGUAGAAACAUUUUUUUGAUAACAUGAAGUCGUUGUAAGAUAUUCCACUAUACUUAAAUAUAAUAUUUUGUAUACAUAAAUAUAAAAAAUAUAAAAUAUAAUUUUGUAUAUAUUAAUAUAAAAAAUAUUAAAGAUAUAUUUAAUAAAAAUAAAAUAAAAAUGAAUAAUUUAAAAUCUUGAUGCAAGGCCACCUCCACGACUAUCUGAAUGGCUUGACAUUAAAUCUUUUCUUUUUAUAAUGAUAUUCACGCUUUUUAAUAUUGAAUCAGUUUCCAAAUGUGGUGUUGGUACAAUUAAGUUUAAUUGACUUCGUAUUACUGCAUCUAUAGAAUGUUUUGGAUCAUUUUCUAUGACAAAUCCAUUUGACGAAAAAUAAUACCUAAAAUAUAAAUUGUGUUAAAAAAAAUGUUUCCAAAUAUUUCCAAAUUUUAUAUUUUUUUAUAAAAGGUAAAAUCUAUUUUUUACCUUGGAUGUUCAAUAGCUUCAGAAACGUUUAAUUGGCGUAUUAUAAUGUUGUAUAAUAAUUGUCCAAUAAUUAAUAUAUCAUCAGUUCCAAACACUCCUCUUAAUCCACAUAAUGCUUUUUCAUUAUGAAAAAUUAUUGGAACAAGUGUGGAUAAGGUAUUGUUAGUAACAGCUUUAUCCAGUAAAAAACCAGCACUUGACAUGUGUCCAAGACCAAAUGGUGUACUAAGUCCACUAUAA